Molecule: messenger RNA, 9170 nt
Organism: Taeniopygia guttata (zebra finch)
Lineage: Eukaryota; Metazoa; Chordata; Aves; Passeriformes; Estrildidae
Source: RefSeq, a predicted model, not a curated record
CAAGGGAUUGCCUGGCAGAGGCUGCGAGGCCUCGCUUCAUUCACAGAAAUGUGGGGAUGCUAGCCAGCCCUUUCAUUCACUCGCGCAGCAUCUCAUUCACAUUUUGCAGUCCUGCUGGCCGCUUCUAACCAAGAGAGCCAUUCGGGAGCUGUAGGGUUUUCUGGGCAGUAGAGACACGUAAAAAUAGGCUGUGGUGUGUAUAUUUGCUGUUGCUGUGCUAGGAGGAUGACGAGAGGAAUGAAUGCUGUGAGGAUGCUAUAGCAGGUUUGCAGCGUGGUGAUGAAAGGCUCUUCUGCAGAUCAGUAGAAAACUGCUUUACAUUGACUAGGAUAUUGCCAUUAUUCAUCACUGCUGGGAUAAGAGGUGCUGACUUAAUUCAGUAUGUCAUGAAUAUACUAAUUAAAUACCUGUAUUUAAGCCGGCUGUUCCACUGUGUUUGCAGUUUGUAUACUGCAGGCUUUAGUCUUCGGAGGAGGAAGGAAUUCCAUAGGCUUUUUUUCCUUUAAUUUGUGCUGCAGUUAGUAAUUUAUUUUAAAAAAUUGUACUAUGCAACUUCUCUGAUCUGAAUUUGUUUAUAAUGCAGUGUGUUGUCCUACAUCCAAAAAAAAUGUUUUGCAAAGCAGAUUGAUUUAUAGGAAAAAGCCAUAUGGCUUAUGAUGGGCAUUGUGUAUCACAAUGCUGUACACAUUUGGACUUCUAAAUAAAUUGCAGGAGAAAUUAAAUACCUGUUUUCUGCAUGUUUUGCUACUUCUCCAGAUCAAGUGUUUGUGACUGACAUUUAUUCUUAAUAAAGGCUUUUUUUUUUUUUUUCCUCACUGCAGGGUGUCAGUUUGCUGCUACCUGGACUUUUUAAUAUUCUCUCAGGGUUCUUUCAGGUUCUCAGAACAGAAUCAAACAUUCCAGUGAAUUGAAGACCCUCUUCAUGUCUUUCUUCGGAGUGAAUAUCAAUUGUGAAAGAAAAAACGUCUAUUAAGCCUGUUUUUUGGACAUCAGAAAAAUACUUUUCCUCACACAUAGGAAGUGAUUUGCAGUGUUCACAGCCUUUUGUUGAAAAGGGUCCUUCUCAUUUGUGUGAGUCAUGCUUUUGCUGUGAGCGAGUUGGCAGCUCUAAGCAGGACUGGGAUCUCAGUCACAGAAAACUGUUACUUCACCCAACCUGAACAAGGAACCAAAAGAAAUUUCUUAAAAAUAUAUCUUUUUUCAUUUUUCCUUAUGCUCUUUUCUUUUUUACCCUAAACUCUUGUUAACCCUCCGUGCCGUUAUGAAUUGCUUGCUAUGUUAGUACAGGCAUCUCCUGCACUGGCAUCAGAUUUGCCAGAACAUAUGCAGGAAAGCAGAUAGAAGGGCAUGCUUCAACGUACCAAGUAUAACCGCUUCAGGAAUGAUUCUGUGACAUCUGUUGACGAUCUUAUUCACAAUUUGCCCAUGAACAGCAAAGUCUCAGCAGUUGCUACAACUUCAGCAUCACCUUCGUACCUGGUCUCACCAGAGGUUCUCCGCAAGGACCAAGAAGAUGGACCCACCACCCUGUGUACCCUCAUCCAUAAAGUGUCCCACUUGAAACUCUCUAGCACGGGCAGCCUUUUGGGUAUCAAAAACCUCUCCUCUGCAGUAAAGGAGCUUGCUGUCUCCAAAUUGCAGGGAAGCUCGAGUGCUUCUAGUUCAGCAGCAGGGGCUUCAGACAACACAUGUAACCUUGUCUCUGCCACUUCGUGUUCUCAGCAGGACAUGAGCAAGAUGAGUAUGGGGAAAAAAGCACGGUUAGAGGAAAUGCACCUGGGAAGUGAAGAUUGGAAUCAAACUAGCAGUUUUGUCAAUAAAUCCUCUCGAGGAUGGCUGCACUCGAGUGAGAAGAUCCUGGGACCUGGUGUGACGUACAUUGUGAAGUACUUGGGCUGUAUAGAAGUCUUACGGUCAAUGAGAUCUCUUGACUUCAGUACUAGAAUGCAGGUUGCAAGGGAAGCAAUCAGUCGUGUUUGUGAAGCCAUGCCUGGUGCCAAAAGAGCCUUCAAGAAACGAAAGCCACCAAGCAAAGUCCUUUCUAGCAUCUUGGGAAAGAGCAAUCUUCAGUUUGCAGGAAUGAGCAUAAUGUUGAAUAUCUCCACCAGCAGCUUAAAUCUAAUGAAUCCUGAUACAAAACAGAUCAUAGCAAAUCACCAUAUGCAAUCUAUCUCCUUUGCAUCUGGAGGUGACCCGGAUACUUCAGACUAUAUUGCAUAUGUAGCUAAGGAUCCUGUUAAUCGUAGAGCUUGUCAUAUACUGGAAUGCUGUGAUGGCCUGGCCCAGGAUGUCAUCAGCACCAUAGGGCAAGCAUUCGAGCUUCGAUUUAAGCAGUACAUGCAAUGCCCCUCUAAGACACCUACUUUAUCUGAUAGGAUGCAGAGUUUUGAGGACCCAUGGACGGAGGAAGAUAACGAGGCACCAGAGCAUCCCUAUUACAACAACAUCCCAAAUAAAAUACCUCCCCCUGGCGGAUUCCUUGAUGCCAGACUCAAAACAAGGCUUCCCACUGCUGCAGACACACCUCAGUCUGCAUCAGGAAUGGGAGGAGAGCAAAUUUAUUAUCAGAGCCAUCACUUAGGAGAAAAAUUCAGUGAAGAAUGGCAUCAUGAGCAUGUUAAACAAGGAUCUCUGGAUAUUUGUAGUAUGUUAGAAGAUAAAUCAGAAACAGUACCAACAGGAGAGCUGCCAAUAUAUGUAAACACACAGCAUAUAAAUAGAGAAGAUCUAUUGGUACUUCAGGCAGAUGCAGAAAGUACCUUCAUUGGAACAGCAGAGGAUGCUGAAGCAGACAGCCCAGGAAAAGAUCUGUUUGACAUGAAACCAUUUGAAGAUGCUCUCAAGAAUCAAACAUCCGAGGCUCUGCUGAAGAAAUCCACCUCCAUGGGAUGCACCAGUCCUCCUUUAUCCAGAGUAGCUGUGCAGACUGAAGCUGAAGACCUGAGUACAGAGCCAUGGUAUCAAGGAGAAAUGAGCAGGAAAGAAGCAGAACAGCUAUUAAAGAAAUGUGGAGAUUUCCUUGUGAGGAAAAGUACCACGAAUCCUGGUUCCUAUGUGCUGACAGGCAUGCACAAAGGACAAGCCAAGCAUCUUCUUUUGGUUGACCCAGAAGGAACUGUUCGUACAAAAGAUCGUGUCUUUGACAGCAUAAGUCAUCUCAUCAACUAUCACCUUGAGAAUAAUUUGCCUAUUGUUUCUUCAGUGAGUGAACUCUGCCUGCAACAGCCUGCUGAGAGAAAACACUGACUCCAGAUAACUCUUUUAGUAAUUGCAAUUUGAAAGCUACAACUGGUAGAAAUUGUAGCUCUGAAAAGAAAAUGUACAUUAAAAUGUCCACAUAUUCACAUACAUUUCACAAGUAUGUUUUAUUUAAGUUUAAGAAGCCCCAUUUCAUAUGGUCCACUUGAACAUUUUCAAUGCUUUAUGUGACAUGAAAUCACAUCAUAAGCCUUUCUUAAAAGUAAUUUCAACAAAAUUGUUCAGAUUCUCUAAUGUGAAUGUUGAUAGUGUAUAUACACAUUAUAUAUAAAUACAGUAUAUAUUUAUAUUUUUCAAGUCUGUUUGUUGACAGUAUAAAACUAUCUUCUGUGCCAUGUGUUUUUACCAAAAGAAAAAUGACAAGUGUGAUUGUUCAGAUAAAAAAAAAAUAGAAUUCAGCAAUCUCAAUUUCUUGAGAAAUUUAAUACUACAAAUCUUAUUUCUGAUUUUACCUAAGAAGCACAACUAUGGGGAUUACAGAUGGAUUAUGACAGUUAAUCAUAGAAGGAAUCUGAAUUCAGUAACUAGUAUUACAACUCAGAAUUUAGCAUAAAAUGUUUUUUAAAAGCAUUAUUCACUGUCACUGAUAUCAAAAGGAUUUUAUCUUUCUGAUGUCAAGUUUGAAUUCUUAUAUGAUGCUAUUCAAAACAUUUGUAUCUUACUUUAGCAAUGACUUGGUGUGAUCUCUAUGUGUACAAGGUGUGUACUUUGAUUUUUCUAAUGAUAUUGUAACAGUAUAUUGUAACUUCAAUUUUUUAAUUUCAGUGCUAAGGUUAUUUAUAAGUAGUUCUCUGCUUAUGGUGAAGAUCUAGGUGUCCUUGAACUAACAGUCUCAAACGAGAUGUUGCAUACUGAUUAGACAAGUUCAAAUAACUUGUGUUUAAUAGGCUUAAUACAAGAUGAACAUGACUGUUCAAAGACAAAGAUUUUUCAAAGAUCUGAAAAAUCUUUUCUUUUGGUAAGCAGUGAAAACUUUCUGAACUCAGUGGUCAGUUUUGUAAAUGAUGUCACUUGCAUUUACUUGCCAAAGCAUAACUUCAUUUUGGCCUUCAGCAAGUGAUAGGUAUUGGAAAUAUACUGUUUUUCUCUAAACAUCAAGUUUAAAAAAUACACACACAAUAAAGACACAUUUCUGGCAGCAAUGCCCUUGACUUUUGGUACUGGGAAAUGCUUUAAGGGAUGUUUGUACUGUUCACAUUGAAACAUUAUAUAAAGUUAUUUUCCCAUUCUAUGAAUCUUAUUAUGAGUCAAAUUCAAUAGACACAGUUCCUGUAAAUGCAAUGCUUGUGCCAGAGUCAAGAUUUAGCCUUCAGCAAUUCAAGAUCUUCUCUAGCAGCAGUCUCUCAAAUCAAAUCUUCAGACUUGAUUCACAAAAACUCAACAGGGUAAGUCUAGGUUAAGUACCUGCCUACCCUGCAGUAUACUUAAAGUUACAUUUGGUUCUAAGAAUUUGCUAAGUUUAAAAAUUUGUCAAACCAUAAUGAAACUAACUGAAGAAUUCACUUAGAAUGUAUUCAGCAGGACUAUCAUGUUAAAAUUCUGAAAUAACUUUCUUGUGCCCUCUGCUUUUAAAUAUGGUGAAGUUGCAACUUGAAAGUUUGAUUUUGAGUAAUCUCAAAACUGAAAAUUAUUGACACUUAAGACUAAUCAUGCACCUCUGUAAAAAUACACUUGAUUCUGUAAUUCUGACAUCCAGAAGCCAAACAAAGACAUUAGUGAACCAAAUGCUCGUGAUUAAUUUUACUAAAGAUAGUUAUUAUUUGAUAUUUCUAGGUCUGAAUGAGAGCUGAGAGCUAGGGAGAGCAAUUAAAUGCUAAAUUCAACCCAGAUCAGUAUGGCACUGAGUUUAGUAGAAUUCUUCAAAUUUUGUUUUACUAGACUGGGAGUAGCAAGGAAAUAGGAACAGAUCUUAUAUGCCAAAGUAGUAUCCACCAAAAUUACUUUGUCUGAGAGUCUCACAAAAUGACUUACCCAUAUCUCACCAUACUCCAGUUUAAAUUAUCUCAGCUGCCAUUUCUUUUUUCAUAUAUAAUGAUUGUUAUUCCAUGCUCUAACCUUCCUGUAGCCAUGUCCUGGAAAGUUUUCACUGUGAUAUCACGACCUAUAGGACAAGGUGUCUUUUUAUCUUUGUAUAUUGCAUAUAAUUUCAGUAAAAGUCUGGUGCAUAACCCUCUUACAUGUCUUCAAGAAGCCCACCUGCUCGCAAUGUCCAUUCUGGAUUCCUAAAUAUCCUGGAAAAAUUUGACAAGAUUUGGGUGUAUGGAUUUAAGGCACUAAACAUACACUGAAAUAGAUAUCUUAAUUUUUUUUUACCACUGUCCUGUCACUUUAAUGACUUAGCAGCCACUUAGCUGCAUGUUUUGGAAAUUAAAGCUGAUGCCAAGGAGACACAAAAUGAAACUGCUUCAGAGAAAUACUGAAUUUCCCAGACUAUAUUUCACAUAUUGUGCCUCCAGGGGAACGUGGCUAUUUUGAGCUGCUCUGUCAGCAUAGCCAAUUUGCCCAGCUCAGCAUAUCCACGAUGAUGUAAAGCUUACAUACAUCUUGUCUAGAUGCAAUGUGGUCCAAGACAGCAGUAGCACCAUUGCACUGCAACACGAUGAGCCAGCAGGUCCUGCCUGGCCAUACGUGGGGAUACAGAGGCUUUUCUACAUCACUGGGAGCCACACAGUCUCACGGUUGUCCAGAAAGGAAGAGCAUGUGUGCCACUCAGUACUCCAUUUUUGGAUCCAGCCAUGUUUGGUAGAUUUGAAAUCUACCACAAAGGUAGGUAGAAAUCUCUGGUAGAUUUGGCUUUCUCCUUUAUGAAAAGGGCAAAUGAAUUGUAAAGCUAUUUGGAUAGCAGCUCCAAACCAGUUGUCAUUAGACCAACUUUAAACUGAUUUUAACAAGAACUAAUUGAGCCUGCUAGAAUGGCUGGGCUCACUUCUGUAAGGAGCCAACACUGCCACAAAUUUAAGAGAAGCAGAAGUAAUAAGAUAAAUUUAAAUACUGAGAAGUUAGCCGAAAACCUGACAACUGACAGCAUAAUAAUGUGAGUAGUUUGAUGUUCACCUUUGGUUAGAGUACCUCACCUUUUUAAUUAAUUUUUUAUACAAUCUCAAGGACUAGACAUCUCCUUGUGGUAAGGACCAUGACUUCAAGAAGUGGGAUUUUACUGAAUGAAAAACAUUUCUCGACUCAAGAGAAAUCACUGAGAUUAGGUGAUAUUAUAGUAUCUUUUGAUGUCUUUUCAGCGAAUAGCUGAGAAGUCAGAACUGGAACUCUAAAUAUCAUGCCAGACUGUCUACAUUGGUUUUGAGUCCUAUCUGAUUAACAGUUUUGAUUUGAGUCUGUUGCAACUAUAGGAAUGAAUGACAAUGAAAACACAUUCAAUGCCUUUAAACAAAGAACAUGUAUAUGUGAACCAGAUAAUUUUGAUAUUUUGAUUUCUUUUUUUUUUUUUUUUGCAGAUCUAGAUUAAUUAUUAAGUUAAUAAAAUUAAUCCAGUGUUGCUGACAGUGAUAGAUUGCACAUCUAGGUACAAUCAUGUUCCCAAACUUUUCAUUAUUUCAGAUGCUUCAGAAGCAACAAAACCUGAAAAUAUUGUUUGAAAAAUGAAUUACCUUCUGACAAAUGGGAGUUUUUUCAGAGUGAGAAGUUGCAGCUUCCCUUUCCUUAAUGCAAGAAGAGGAUGUUCAAACUUACCAUACCUGGCUGUUCACCAUAUGAGAGGAUGGUAUUUCCAUGGCUUAAUGCCUGCCUUUUUGCCCAGCUAUACAGUUGUUUCACUCCACUUAAUUUCCUACAGGGUUCACAAUGGGAGGUAACAUUGGUCCUGCCAAAACCUGUCUGCCAGACAUUCAAUAAACGCUUGAACAAAGGACAUAGUCCUGGGACCAAGACUUCAGUGCAAAAUGUGCAAAUGGAACUAAAUGUUUAACAGUCUGGUAAAUGUCACCUGCCGGCAGAAGGUUUUCUAUAGGCUAUAUUCAUACUUUUUCCACACUGUGGAAUAAUAUACUCACUUUUCUUAUCACCAUGGUCCCCAGGCAUCAUAUGCAGUAAGAUGAGGAGAAUUUAAAUAAAAAUAUAUUGUAGUGUGAUUGCUGCUGGAACAUAGAUACCAGAUAUAAUGUAUUAAUAAUAGAAUUGAGGCAUAUUUAGACAUUUGUCAGUAGAUUUGAUAACCAGCGAAGUUUUGCACCGUCUAGGAAAUUUGCAGUUAUCGGAGGGAUAUUUGGAACUUGUGAAUACUAGAGAAAAGAUUACAAAUCCUGCUUUCAAAGCUGUUUUUAGCUUCCAAUAUCUAUCCAAAGGAAGUGGUAAAACCAAGACUUUAUAUUAAGUAAACCAUAAUCCAUAUUUGCAUAAAUGAAGUCUAAGCUGAAGUAAGAGACAUACUUCCCUUUUUAUCUGCCUGACAGUUUCAAAAUAUGUCUGCAUAAAGUCGAAAUUCAGACAUACUUUAGUGUACUGUCAAAACUGCUUUGACUUACAUGGUCUUUUUUGCUCAAGCUGAGGUUUGCACUCUUCACACUUUUAUGUGUGUUCAAAGCUGUCAAAAUAGCAGGUAUAUUUCCACUUAAUGCUCUGUGAUCAGCUAGACUUACUUUACUCACUUACAGACAGUGUGUGUGGACCUUGCUCAUAUCUGCAUUGUUUGCAGCUGGAAUGAGGGCUGGCCCGUGGAAAAGACAACAUGGACAUACAAUUUGCCUGCAGUUAACCUGAGGCUUGGAUAGAGAGUGAAAAGCCGUCUUGAGAGAGAAAACUUCAGGGAUAAGAAAUGUGAAGCCUGGAAACAUGAGCCAGUAGGCAUUUAAACCACUAAUGAGAAUAGAGAGUUGUUGCCAAAUUAUAAACAUGCUAAUUGGUUGAUAGAGUUAAAGCAGAACCUCUGGGGAUACAAAGCCUACUGCUCAUCUCUUAUUGAGACGUUUAUGUUCACAAGCCCUGAUCUGUUCCUUUGCACACUCCAAUGUAAACAUCUCCUAAGGCUUCCAGGGAGAAAAUACAGGGCUUUUUUUUUUUUUUUUUUUUUUUUUUGUCUCAGUAAUGGGGAUAAGAUUUUGGAGCUAAACAUUUCUAGCAAAAGCACUGUACAAAGCACCAUGUUUCAACCUUGUUUGACAACACAACAGGUCAUGGAAACCAAAGGAAAACAGAAGCUAGAACUACGUGACUCAUUCUGCUACACCACUGCAUGAGACAGUGCAGAUGACUCAGAAAACAAAGGUAGCCUCAGAAUUUGAGAUUAAGAUGCAGAUUUACACUUUAUGUAGUUACCAUGAAGAUCAAAUAAAGUCCAGGUCAAUGAAAGCUUUUUCCAGCAGUCCUCCUUUUUCUUCCAUGACGAACAAGACACCAAACACACCCAGGUAUACAUUAAUUCAAAACUAAGUGAAAUUUUCUAUGAAGUGAAGAAUGUGAAGAUUAUUAUUAGUAUAUAUAUGUGUCCUUUUUGUCUGGAUUGCUGUGAUAACUGCUUCUUAGUAAAGUCCUGCAGAGUUAAAACUUGAAAGAAGUUAGGUUUCUUUUUUUGAGGUAAAUGUUUUUCUUUGCAUUGUGUGGGCAGCAACAACAAAACUAAAAAGUGACUAUUUUGCUGUAAAAAGAAGUUUUAUUGUACAAUUGUUAUUUAAUAAUAUUUAUUACUUUUAGAAACAUUUUUAACUGAGAAUUGCAGGAAAAAUAAUGUAUGUGGAAAUAUUGUGAUAAUUUAUAUUCCUAACCACUUUUGUGAAUCUCAAGUCUUUGCCUCUCUGCUGACUGUGAUAUUUUAGCUAUAGAGACAAAUUUUGUCUCUGAGGAAGUCCUUGAGCAAUGUAGUUUGGAAUAUAAGUGUCAUGCAACUGUUUUCUGAUUAUUCAGUUUGUAUAUGUUUAACCAAAGUAAUAAAACAGUGAGCACUAUUACUAGAUUGAAAUGCA